Acanthisitta chloris (rifleman) is the source of this 1279-nucleotide messenger RNA. Its product is annotated as 1,25-dihydroxyvitamin D(3) 24-hydroxylase, mitochondrial. Bases 23 to 1279 code for a protein of 418 amino acids. The transcript is spliced from 10 exons. Gene Ontology annotation, cellular component: mitochondrial inner membrane. The record is from RefSeq and is a predicted model, not a curated record. Lineage: Eukaryota; Metazoa; Chordata; Aves; Passeriformes; Acanthisittidae. Gene Ontology annotation, molecular function: heme binding; monooxygenase activity; iron ion binding. Gene Ontology annotation, biological process: cellular response to peptide hormone stimulus; glucocorticoid biosynthetic process; cortisol metabolic process.
GUACCACAGGAGGUUCGGGAAGAUGUUCCGCAUGAAGCUGGGCGCGUUCGACUCGGUGCACAUCGCAGCUCCGUGCCUGCUGGAGGCUCUGUACCGCCGGGAGAGCGCCUGCCCGCAGCGCCUGGAGAUCAAGCCUUGGAAAGCUUAUCGCGACUAUCGCCACGAGGGCUACGGGCUGCUGAUCCUGGAAGGAAAGGACUGGCAGAGGGUAAGAAGUGCCUUUCAAAAGAAGCUAAUGAAACCCAGGGAAGUUGUGAAAUUGGAUACGCCGAUCAAUGAGGUCCUGGAGGAUUUCAUGCACAGAAUAGAUGAAAUUUGUAACCACAAUGGGCAGAUGGAAGAUGUCUAUUCAGAAUUCAACAAAUGGUCAUUUGAAAGUAUCUGCCUGGUGCUGUAUGGAAAGAGGUUUGGCCUCCUGCAGCAGGAUGUGGAAGAAGAAAGUUUGAACUUCAUCAAGGCUGUAAAAACGAUGAUGGCAACCUUUGGAAUGAUGAUGGUGACCCCUGUGGAACUUCACAAGGGUCUGAACACCAAAGUCUGGCAAGCUCACACUAAAGCAUGGGAUGAUAUAUUUAAAACAGCCAAACACUCCAUUGACUGUCGACUGGCAAAACACUCAGCAAACCCUGAGGAGGAUUUUCUGUGUGACAUCUAUUCUGGAGGACAACUCUCCAGGAAGGAGCUGUAUGCUGCCAUUGCAGAGCUGCAGAUUGCUGGAGUUGAGACAACAGCCAAUAGUUUGCUCUGGGCUUUGUAUAACAUUUCACGCAAUCCACACGUCCAGCAGAAGCUUUUCCAGGAAAUCCAGAGUGUUUUGGCUGCUAAUGAGAGUCCAAGUGCUGAAAGUUUGAAGAAUAUGCCUUACCUAAAAGCGUGUCUGAAAGAAUCCAUGAGAUUAACUCCAUCGGUGCCAUUUACCACUCGCACCAUCCACACCGAAAUGGUUCUGGGGAAUUAUGUGCUGCCCAAAGGGACUGUGCUGAUGAUAAACAGCCAUGCCCUGGGAUGCAACGAGGAGUACUUUAGGAGCUGGACUGAGUUUCAACCAGAGCGUUGGUUCCAGAAGAACUCCAUCAAUCCAUUCUCUCACGUGCCCUUCGGCAUCGGGAAGAGGAUGUGCAUCGGGCGCCGCGUGGCAGAGCUGCAGCUGCACUUGGCCCUUUGCUGGCUCCUUCGCAAGUAUCACAUUGUGGCCACUGACAACAAACCAGUGGAGACUCUGCACUCAGGAAUCCUCAUCCCCAACAGGGAGCUUCCCAUUGCCUUCCACAGGAGAUGA